AUGGCGCCGGCUACUAUGCAGGAAACGCAGAUCGGUGACUUCGCGAUCCAGCUGUCGGUUCCCUUUUGGCAUAGCCUGCUGCACUAUGUCCCGCUCUAUGCUGGUCUGGGGCUCACUAUAGUCCUGGCCAUGUGGGCGGUUCGCCAAUGGCUCCAACAGCUCCUGGCAAACUCGCUGCAGACUUUUCAGAAUUCACUUGCAAUCGAAUUCGAUCGGAUCCAACCUCAGCUGGAUGGAGUCGUGGAACGCGCUCUGACCAAUGUCGAGAAGAACAGCAUGGCUACAGUGGAGUCCAACAUGGAUGGUCUCCGCAAAGAGCUGAUGCAGGCAAUGACGGACAUGGAGACUCGUCUUGGCCAGAAAACUCCGCCGGACUUCCGCACGCCUUUGGACGAAACCCGUGCCUUGCUGCAUAAACAGACCAAGAGCAGCAUGCAGGAAAUCACGGACCUCAGCCAGACCUCCCUCCAGAGCUGGAUUGGCUCUGAGAUCCAGAGUCGACUUGACUCUAUGAUCUCCCUCCUUACAGGAGUUCAAGUGGAGCUCACGGCCCAGACGGAUCUCCAACUUGACGAGAAGCUCACAACGGUGAGUGCCACAGUCACGACCAUUGACACUGUGGCCAAAGAGAUCCAAUCGACGGUGGGUGAGUGUCUCGGAGCCCUACGGGAUGCCCGCAUCAACGAUGCCGCCCAACACCAGAGUACCUUGACAGCCGUCAAACAGACGCAGGCUAUGCUGAAUAGCCUGCGUGGUGAAGUAGUUCCACCUCUACAACAUGUGGCCGGAGCUCAGACACUACGAAACGUCGAGCAGAACCUGGACUUGGCCAACCAAACGGUUUGGACGAACCAGGGGCAUCUUAAGCACCAAAGCGAAGCCCUGGAUGAGCUCAGCACUGCAAUGGAGAAGGCCCUCAAGGGACUAACAACCCUGCAGACCCAGCUGGAACGAGUCAUUAGCAGAUUGACUCCGCCUCAGCAGAAGGCGCCGCCGCCAUCACCACCUUCGUCGACACCGGACGACACUCCUGGGGGCAAAGCUCCAGCACCCUGCAAUGCUGCGACACCGAGCUCAUCGCCGCCGCCUCCUACAGUGAGCCCAGGCAAUGUCGGCUCGGACCAGGUCCCAGUCCCAGUCCUGAGAAUUCAGGAGUCCCUACCGAUUAGGCAGCCGGUCUCACUGUUUUCCAGUCUCCCACAGGGCAUGCCAGCUCCCCCAUUCCAGUGGGGAAACGCUCAGGCUGCACUCCAGGGGGAUCCCCGAGCCAGGGAAGCUCUUUCCUACUUGGCGCAGUCCUUCGGUAUGAUGGGGUAA
Molecule: messenger RNA, 1317 nt
Organism: Symbiodinium sp. CCMP2592
Lineage: Eukaryota; Dinophyceae; Suessiales; Symbiodiniaceae
Source: the annotation of a GenBank genome assembly